Molecule: messenger RNA, 2183 nt
Organism: Merops nubicus (carmine bee-eater)
Lineage: Eukaryota; Metazoa; Chordata; Aves; Coraciiformes; Meropidae
Gene: PRDM1
Product: PR domain containing 1, with ZNF domain
Exons: 4
Biological process (GO): cell fate commitment; regulation of transcription by RNA polymerase II
Cellular component (GO): nucleus; cytoplasm
Molecular function (GO): RNA polymerase II cis-regulatory region sequence-specific DNA binding; DNA-binding transcription repressor activity, RNA polymerase II-specific; histone deacetylase binding
Source: RefSeq, a predicted model, not a curated record
AUCUAUUCCAGCGGGGAGCUUCACCACUUCAUUGACGGAUUUAACGAGGACAAGAGCAACUGGAUGCGUUAUGUAAACCCCGGCUACUCUGUUCAGGAACAGAACUUGGCUGCUUGUCAGAAUGGAAUGAACAUCUACUUCUACACCAUCAAGCCCAUCCCUGCCAACCAAGAGCUGCUUGUGUGGUAUUGCCGAGACUUCGCAGAGAGGCUGCACUAUCCCUCCUCCAGGGAGCUGACGAUGAUGAACCUCACACAAACCCACGUUAAUCCAAAGCAGCACAGUGCUGAUAAAGACGAGCUCUAUCAGAAAAGCACCCCAAAGAAGGAGCACAGUGUGAAAGAAAUCCUGAAAAUGGAAUCCAAUCCUCCAAAAGCAAAAGACUUCUUUCAGACCAACAUUUCACCAGUUACUCCAGAAAAAGAGCUGGAUGAUUUGCGUAAGAACUAUAGCCCGGAGAGGUGUUUCUUCCCUCGAGUUGUCUACCCCAUCCGACCUCACAUUCCAGAAGAGUAUCUGAAAGCUUCCUUGGCAUACGGGAUGGACAGACCCAGCUACAUUACUCACUCACCCAUCCAGACAUCUACUACACCGAGCCCUUCAGGGAGGAGCAGCCCAGACCAAAGUUUAAAAAGUUCAAGCCCUCACAGCAGUCCGGGGGUCACGGUUUCACCUCUGGCACCUACUUCCCAAGAGCACAGAGAGCCGUAUCCUUACUUGAACGGAUCAUACGGCUCAGAAGGAUUGGGGUCUUAUCCUGGAUACGCACCCCCUGGCCACCUCCCACCUGCCUUUCUGCCGUCCUAUAACCCCCACUACCCCAAAUUCCUGUUACCUCCGUUCAAUAUGAGCUGUAAUAACCUGAGCGCUUUGAACAAUAUCAAUGGCAUCAACAAUUUCAAUCUCUUCCCAAGGAUGUAUCCUCUCUAUGGCAACCUGCUCAGCGGAGGUAGCCUUUCCCACCACAUGUUGAACCCCACCACGCUCCCCAGUUCGUUGCCCAGUGAAGGAGGCCGUCGUUUGCUGCAGCCUGAUCAUCCAAGAGACUUCCUCAUACCAGCACCUAACAGUGCCUUCUCUAUCACGGGCGCCGCUGCCAGCAUGAAGGACAAGCCAUGCAGCCCAACCAGCGGGUCACCCACAGCUGGCACCGCAGCCAGCUCAGAACACAUAAUGCAACCUAAACCUACCUCAGUGGUGUUGGCUGCCACCGGCGGUGAAGAAGCCAUGAAUCUCAUUAAAAGCAAGAGGAAUGUGACCGGUUACAAAACCCUCCCUUACCCACUGAAGAAGCAGAAUGGGAAGAUUAAGUACGAAUGCAACGUUUGCUCCAAGACCUUUGGCCAGCUCUCCAAUCUUAAGGUGCAUCUGCGAGUACACAGCGGAGAGAGACCAUUUAAAUGCCAGACUUGCAACAAAGGCUUCACACAGCUGGCUCACCUCCAGAAGCACUACCUGGUACACACAGGAGAGAAACCCCACGAGUGUCAGGUACGUAGCACGCCACGGAGACGGCGCAGCACCAGCAAUCUCAAAACCCACCUGCGGCUCCACUCCGGAGAGAAGCCUUACCAGUGCAAGCUCUGCCCGGCCAAAUUCACCCAGUUUGUGCACCUCAAGCUGCACAAGCGUCUCCACACCCGGGAGCGGCCCCAUAAGUGCAUCCACUGCCACAAGAGCUACAUUCACCUCUGCAGCCUCCAGGUCCACCUGAAAGGUAACUGCCCUGUGGCCCCAGCCUCUGGCCUCUCCAUGGAGGACCUGAAUCGGAUCAACGAGGAGAUCGAGAAGUUCGACAUUAGUGACAAUGCCGACAAGUUGGAAGAAGUGGAGGACAAUAUCGACCUGACAUCAAUCGUGGAGAAGGAUAUACUGACCAUGCUCAGGAGGGAAAUGGAAGGAGCUAAUCUGAAAGUGUCUCUACAGAGGAACCUGGGAAAUGGACUUGUCUCCUCAGGAUGCAACCUUUACGAGUCGUCAGAUAUGUCAGUUAUGAAGUUGCCUCAUGGUCACCCGCUACCUCUGUUACCUGUAAAGGUCAAGCAAGAAACAGUUGAACCAAUGGACCCUUAAGACUUUUUGGCAAAGUGAUUUUUGUUUUUUUUUUAUUUAUGACUUGGCAAGUCAGGGUGCCUGUAGCAGUUGCUUGUACAUAGUUUCGAUGCUGCAAAGCAAUCUUGGCU